Molecule: messenger RNA, 573 nt
Organism: Polypterus senegalus (gray bichir)
Lineage: Eukaryota; Metazoa; Chordata; Cladistia; Polypteriformes; Polypteridae
Gene: opa3
Product: outer mitochondrial membrane lipid metabolism regulator OPA3
Exons: 2
Coding region: 51-515 (154 amino acids)
Biological process (GO): regulation of lipid metabolic process
Cellular component (GO): mitochondrion
Source: RefSeq, a predicted model, not a curated record
UGGCGUCACCAGCUCGGAUUCCACCCCCGUUUCUACGUGUUUCCGCCAAGAUGGUGGCUGGAGCAUUUCCCAUCGCUAAAUUGCUGUACCUUGGAGUCCGGCAGCUCAGUAAACCCUUGGCUAACCGUAUUAAGGCUGGUGCUCGCCGGAGUGAGUUCUUCAAACACUACGUAUGCCUACCACCGGCUCAAGUUUACCAUUGGGUGGAGAUGAGCACCAAGAUGAGGAUCAUGGGCUUCCGCGGCGCACACAUUAAGCCGCUGAAUGAAGAAGUGGCGGCUGAACUUGGGGCGGAGCUCCUGGGCGAAGCCAUCAUCUUCUUUGUGGGCGGGGCCUGCAUCAUCGCCGAGUACAGCCGGCAGGCCUCCAACUCUCGGCGCAAGGAGGAGGAGCUAAAUAGCACUUUGCAGAGCCUGCAGCAGCAAGUCGCCGAGUUGUCGCUUGUCACGGAGACUUUGGACGCACAACUGAGGGAAGUCAAUAGACUUGUCCUCACCAACUCUGGCAAGAAAUGAGCCCCCAGACACCCGUCGCCAUGUAUGCGUCCUGCCUGAGGGGGCAAAAAAAAAAAAA